Molecule: messenger RNA, 784 nt
Organism: Eucalyptus grandis
Lineage: Eukaryota; Viridiplantae; Streptophyta; Magnoliopsida; Myrtales; Myrtaceae
Exons: 4
Coding region: 168-548 (126 amino acids)
Source: RefSeq, a predicted model, not a curated record
AAAGAGACAAAUAGCUGAGGUCACGCCUCCUGUCAUUCCUCGCCGCUUUCAAAAUUUCCCGAACCCGACGCCUCCAUCUUCUCCCCCUCUCUCUCUCUCCAAAUUCCAGCGCGCCUCCCGAGCUCCGACGAAGGAAGGAGAGCUCCCCAUCAUCGGUUGUGCAUUUUAUGUGCUUCGACUUGACCACAAUGGUUGUUGUGAAAGAUGCUGCAGUUACCCGACCUAAGAAAAGUCAGGUUCUUGCUCCACGCCUUAGGAACAAUAAAAGGACGAGGGAGACGACCACAGAGGUUCCCAAUAACACCACUGAAGAAUUGGAUAUUGAUGAAAGAUUGGACCGGCUGGAAUCACGCGUCCUCAAGUUGCGCAGGGUCCUGUCAGAGAUGUUAGAGGAUGUAAGAAAGCUGAAAGCAGAGGUAUCACGAUUGAGAACUGGAAGGGGAGAUGCCGUAGCACCAGAGCCUAGCCUAACUGACUCUGCAUCAUCUUGCAUAACCGUAGAUCAUAGCCUCAGAAGCUGCGCAGAUUCGAGAAGCCGCCUCCAGUGAACUGUGACAGGCUUCGCCGUGAAUGUGAAGGGGAGUUCCUUGUGUUUCACUGUGGGCUCCUUUUCAGGUUACCGCAUGCUUUCUGGUUUCUCAUUAGCUGAAUUGAACGCCGGGGAAAUAACUUGUUGACCUUUUAGUCAACUAAUGUACAGAUGAAACUGAGUCUGUCUUUGGCACAAUGGACGUGCGCCAUUAAAAAUUUGGCGGAUUUAAUUUCAGAAUUGACUUUAGACAGA